Schistocerca serialis cubense is the source of this 5414-nucleotide messenger RNA. Its product is annotated as calmodulin-lysine N-methyltransferase. Bases 110 to 1066 code for a protein of 318 amino acids. NCBI's taxonomy places the organism in Eukaryota, Metazoa, Arthropoda, Insecta, Orthoptera, Acrididae. The transcript has a single exon. The record is from RefSeq and is a predicted model, not a curated record. Gene Ontology annotation, molecular function: calmodulin-lysine N-methyltransferase activity. Gene Ontology annotation, cellular component: cytoplasm.
GCUAAAUAUUCUACAAGUUAUUGAUACAUUAUCUUAGUGUGCUUCAUUGAGAAACAUGGUUUGGAGAGAAACAGAAUAGGCUCGAGUGCAACUACUAUCUUACAGAACCAUGUCUGCAGUGCUCAGCAACACAUGCCAGCAAACAAAAGAAAGUUCAAAAAGAAAUGAAAUUGCACGUCGGCGAUGGAAGAUACUUGCACGUGCCCUUCAAAGAAGUAGUGAGGGCGAGACAAAUGAAGAUGAAGAUGUAUCUGUUCGACGCUUCACCUCAUUUCAUCUUUUCGCAAUGAAAUUGUUACCAUCUUAUAAUAAUUCCACUAGCUCUGUGGCAUCAUGGUCAGAGUACUCUGUAGUCGUUGCACGUGAAAAAUAUUCCAUAUUUAUUCGCCACCCCUUUCCAAAUUUCACAGCCACAGAACUGAUGGGAUUCAAUAAUACAGGAAAUAUUUGUAUUUGGCCUUCAGAAGAAGUACUAGCAUUCUACGCACUGUGUAACUUACAACAGUUUGCUGGGAAAACAAUUCUUGAACUAGGGGGUGGCAGCACUUGUCUUGCUGGUCUUUUCCUUGCUAAAUAUUCAUCAGCUUUCAAGAUACAUCUUACUGAUGGAAAUGAAUCUGCCAUGAAAAAUGUUCAGUAUAUUGUUGAUCGUAACUUUCCACAGGGAAAUGACAGACUUGUAUGUUCUGUAUUAGAAUGGGGAAGCUUUUGGAGGCUAGCUGUUAAUCAGCAUAUUAAGCCUUAUGACAUAAUACUGUCUGCUGAUUGUUUGUUCUUUGAUGAAGCAAGAAAUGAUUUAGUAGAGACUAUAUGGACAGUCUUGAGUGAAAAUGGGACAGCUUUUGUAAUGGCACCGCAGAGGGGUGAUACAUUUGACAAGUUUAGACAAGAGGCAAAGGCAAGGGGGUUUAUAUGUUCAAGCAAAAAGCAUUACAGUGAUCAUGUUUGGAACAGACACUUACAGGUCAAACAAAACUGUGAUUAUGAUGAAAAUAUCCAUUAUCCACUGCUACUUAUUUUGAAAAAGUCUAUGCCAGCAGAAAUUGGAGACCAAUUCAACCUCUAGGGAUUAUAUCUUGCCUUUACAGAAAUUAAUGAAAUGUAUUAAAAAGUUACAAAAUUUCAGAAGUAAUUAUAUUUGAUCAUUUUACUGAACUAUGGUGCCAUAAUGAAACUUUGAAAGAGAUAUCAGUAUUUUCACAUUGUUGUUUUGUAAAUGAUGAAAGUUAAUCUAGUCAUACUACAAUUGAGUAGAAUUGAUGUCAAGUAUACUGUUGUAAAUUUAUUGGAGUGUUUGGAAUUUUAUAUCCAAGGAUCAGAAACGUUUGUGCCAUUGUGUAAAAGACUGAAAAAAUUUGUGAACUUAGUUUUAUUAUUUUAUUGAGGAUUAUUUAUUUGAAACAGAGCACUUUAUAAUAUUUGCAAAUCAACUGGUACGAUGAUUCACAAAUUUUCAGUAACUUAAAGCGUACAAAAGAGGACUUUUGAGUACUGUAUAUCUUUGUGUUCCUGUUGUGUACGUAUACUUUUUUAUGUAACAGGUGGAAUGUUUGAUUCUGAUGAUUGUAUUGAGUGUGUCAUUCCUAUCCAGUGAGCAAAUUGCCUGUCUUUUUGACAUAUGUAAUAACACUUACCGCUCUUUCAUUCCUAUUCUUUCCAUUGUGCGGGAUGGGCUCGAAUGAUUGUAUGAAUACUUGCCGUAAAUUAUAGAUUCUGUGUCAAGUUGUGAAAGAUAUUACUUGACAGUCACAUCCAGUACAUACUUAACUAUUUUGAAAAAGCUUUAAGUAUCUGUACUUCUGUAGCCUAGAUGUAAUAGACAGAUGGUGUCUUGCAACUGCAGUGAUUUUUUUCAUUAUUUCCUUGUUCUUACCUGCCAGUGCACACCGUAUUUUAUGUUGUAACUCUAUUUUAAGAUGAAUAUAUGAAAUAGUGUGUGUUUUAAACUGUAUCAGUGAGAAACCAUUCAGUACCUAUGUCACUGCAGUUGCUAGAUGCAUCUUUCUUUUAUGUUUCAGUUAUUUCCUAACAUUCCUCUUUUUACCUUUUCUACAUAUCUAUUUUUUAUUGUUUUAAUGUAAUGAAGAAAAUUUAAUGUAGUGUUGGAAGUUUACACCUGGAUGCAAUUUCAAAAUUCUUGUUCAUAAAAAUAUUUGAAAAUGUUGUUAACCUGGAGGCUAGAAAAUGGAGAGUGUAUGGCAUGAGGAAACUUACUCAUAGAUGUUCACAAGGACAGUCUCUCUAAUGAAACAGGUUAAACACAGGCAUUUUGAAGCACGAGUGCUGUACUGACUGAUAGGAUUGGUCGGAAUAUUGUUGGUACCAGUCUUUACACACACACACACACACACACACACACACACACACACACACACACACACACACACAUGUAUUUUGAUUUCUGUAUGGUAUUAAUGCACUCUUCAUUGUUCUGGACCAUCAGGUUUUUUCUGUAUCCCAUCCAGUUAGUUUUCAUUUACUUCCUUCCAGAAAUCACAAAAUAUCUUUUACUUGAAAAUUAUGUUUGUUCAGUGAUUUCCUUUCAUUCUCCUUGAGAAAUGUCAGAGGUAUUAGUACAGCAUUGUGGAUGUUACAGUGGUAAACAUUUCUGUGUAUUGCAUAAAAAAUUGUUAAAAUAUAUUGACUAGUCAUUAUAUGUAGUAGUUUGUGUGUGCUUUAAGCAAUGUACAAACAAAAAUUGAAGUUUAUCAUUAACAAUUCUUAAAAGGAAUUGAUUUCAUUUUGUAACAGAAAAUUAGCCUAAGCUAUUUAAUGGUGGUGAUAUGCAAUUAAUACAUUUCAUAAGGCAUUCUUAUCUGUUUUUACAGAUUGAUACUUAUAUCACCGCACUCUGUGAAUAGUUUGUAAUUCUCAGGGAUGCCAUUUUAGAAUGUUAUAGACAGAUAAAUGUAGAAAAUGGGAAGAGUUUUUCUAUUGGUAUGAAAUAGCCAUUAUGUGCAUAACAAGAAUUAGUGGCUGUUCAUGAGGAUUGACUGAAGUUAUGAAUCUCAGAAUAAUGCUUUCUCGGUGCAAAAAUAUUUUAUAUCUUUGACAGCUAUUUGAGAGAGACACAGUGUAUUUUAAACUCUGACCAUUGUGGUACACACACUUGAUGUUUUAUAUAAACUGAGCCAUGUUGCACUUUAUUGGCAAGUAAUGUGGCUAUUUUGAGUGAUUAUGGAGUACUAUGGUAGUUAAUACUCUCCUCCUAGUCAGUAAAACUAAUAAGAUUUACAUCUUUGUGAAUAAAAAGGAAGCUAUUUUUAAACAACACUAUUUUGAAGAAAAUAGUGAUAGUAACAUGUAGUUCAUGUUUCUCAUUGUUCAGUACAGUUUAACAGUUGUGAGAAACUAUAUACAUUAGCGUAGCAGGGUGCUUUAGAAGCCAAAGCGAUUUUGGCUUUUGGAGAUAAUGUGCACAAUAUUAUUUUAAAAUACUUGUAUGUAACUAGGUUUCUUUUUAUAAUUGGUGCCAUAAGACUCUCACUUGCUUCCUUGUUGUAUGUUGUUUUAUCAUAUUACUCCUACAUAUGGCUUUGGUGUUAACUUUAACGUAUUGAGCAGAAUGCUUUACUGCCGUAAGGUGACUGAAGUAUGGAAUAUUGUGUAUAACCUUGUGCCAGCAGUGUGUCAUUCACUGUUAAUCAUCUUUGGUACAUACAUUUUUUCUGGCACAGUAAAGAAAUCUGUGUUAAAGGUAUAUAUUAUCUACACUAGAGAUGUGACCACAUUGCCUUCUGGUUAUUAUUUAUUUUGUUUCUUGCCAACUAAGAUACUUACAAAUAAUUUUUUAAUGUAUGUAACUACAUUUUUAUUUUGUUUUGUUUGUACAGUGCUUGAGAAAAUGUUCGAAGUCUUUGUGUUCCUAAACACAUCAUAAGUGAUGUGUGUUAAAGUAACAAGUCAGUAUUAGUGAUACCUUUCCCUUUAUACCUGUCACAUAAUAUUUAAUGUUCUUUGUGAAUGUUCUUCCGCUGGAAAGGGGAGUAUUUGAUUUAGUUCUUACCUAGAAAAUUAACUUCAGAAUUUUCCAUUUGAUAGUGUUUCUUUGGGAUUGAACUUUUGGUACAGUGCCAUACUGAUUUAAGCUAAAAUAUGUAGUAUAGUCCUUUCUCAACUUAACGUGCCUGUGAUAAAAAUUCUUAAUACCUUAAAUUAGUGUAGUGCUCUUUGGAUGACCUCAUACUUUCGCCAUUGUCUGUCAUAUUGAAAUCCAAAAUAAACUGACAUUAAGAGAUUAUUUAACUUUCAUAACAGGAAUUAGGAAUAUCCUUCUGUUGACUCUGAGGGGCCUGUGCCCUCCAGAGAAGGCAUCCAAUAAAAAUAUCAGUUGCAAUGAAGGAAUGAUCCCUGUGUUGAAUGAUUACAAAUUAUUACAGUUUCUUGAAAGAUGCCAUGUGCACUGGUGUUGCUACUCUCAUGUUUAUCUUUAAUGAAAAUUGCUUGUCACACAGGCCCAAGUCUUGUUCUGUUUUAAGAGAAAAGGUAAUGACGUAUCUUUUUGGGAUAUACAGCUUAGUUGUUCUUUCCAACAAAAGCAGCAUUGCUCACUCUCAAAAAGAGUCUGAAUACUCUAUACAAAAACAUUGUCAGUACUGCUAUUCAAGCACACAACAGCCAUCUUUCAGACAAUAAAAGACAUUUACAGUAUUCUUUACAAAUUUCAUGCUCUAUAAAUUGUAGAAAAGUUGUCUUUUGUGUGCACAAAUCAAGUACUCCACAUACAUUGUUCUAAAACAAUUGUAUAAUGUUCUUAUUAAUUUUUCUUGACAAUCCUGGAAUUUCCAUUUUUAAGUUCUCUUUAUUGAUAUACAUACUGCAAAAUUAUAUAUCCACACUAGUCACCAUGUAUCUGUAUAUUCAUAAUGUGAGGAUUCAAAUAAUAGUAUUACUUAUCGUAAUUUUCAGUAAACUGUCUUUGCUGAAGUUGAGAGAACAUUCAUUCCGAAAUGCAAUAAAUAGUGCUAGGAAGUCUGUGAUUUUUCAGAACAGUGAUCUUCCUUCAGCCCAAAACACACACAAAAACUUAAAUUUUCACUGGGUAUUUAUAGUUGCUCAGUUCCCGUGUUUCUAAAUUACACAACUAAUUACUAUUCAUACAUUCCAUUACAUUAAAUCACUGAAAUAUGUUGCAUGAAAUUACCCACUUCACAAGUUUUGAUUUUUUUUUUUACAUUAUCUAAGGAAUUGAAUAUGUGCUGUGCAAGCCUUAAUAUUUCCAUUUAGCUAUUUUUUUACUUGAUUGUUAUUUCAUAUUUAGAUGAGUGUGGCAUAUCUAUUGGAACUUAGAGUGGCUAGAUUUUUUUCCUUGUAGUAAUUGGUGCAAACUAGGCAGAAGCAGCCAAUACUUAGUUAAUCAACUUGGCCAUAAGAUUAUUCCUUUGAUGACUAUCAAAGUGUCGCCAACCCCCCCC